UCUAAUCGGCUGCAAAAGUACUGGUCGCCAUUAUCGAUUUGUGGCAAAAAAAGAAGAAAAAAAUAGAGAAUUAAAGAUCGCGUUACAGCGUUACGCACCGGCUAAAGAGCGCAUCAAACGCGGUGUAAAAAUUAAUUUGUGCAGAAAAAAAAUCGAAUGAAAAGUUUGUGGUGCGCCAGCUAGUCGUGUUUUAUUUUUCGUUAAACAUUUGCCACAACAACUAAUCAAUAUCAAUACGUCUCCCUGCCUCUGAGUGUGCGUGUUUGUGUUCGUGUGCGUGUACUGGCCUGUCUCACAGUGUAUGUGUAUGUGUGCUGUUUGGUCCAUUCUUUAGUGCACAUAAUCAAAUUAGAUUGGAUAUAUAACUAGUGUUAAUUAAGUGAAACCAACAACAAAAACAGCUUCAUCAUGACUAUGGCUGGGCAAACAAUCAACGACAGGCUGCUGGCUGCUCGUCACAGCCUUGCGGGCCAAGGACUCGCGAAAUCAGUGUGCAAGGCCACAACUGAGGAAUGCAUCGGGCCGAAGAAGAAGCAUUUAGAUUAUCUGGUGCACUGCACAAACGAACCGAAUGUCUCGAUACCCCAUUUGGCCAACUUACUUAUCGAGCGCUCGCAGAACGCCAACUGGGUGGUCGUCUAUAAGUCGCUGAUAACCACACAUCAUUUGAUGGCGUAUGGCAAUGAGCGUUUCAUGCAAUAUCUCGCCUCGAGCAACUCAACAUUUAAUCUCAGCUCCUUUCUGGACAAAGGAACUGUGCAAGAUGGUGGCAUGGGCGUUCCAGGUGGCAGAAUGGGCUAUGACAUGUCGCCCUUCAUAAGACGCUAUGCCAAGUAUUUGAAUGAGAAGUCGCUCUCGUAUCGCGCGAUGGCUUUCGAUUUUUGCAAAGUGAAGCGCGGGAAAGAGGAGGGCUCGUUGCGUAAUAUGAAUGCGGAGAAGCUGUUGAAGACGCUGCCAGUUUUGCAGGCUCAAUUGGAUGCACUUCUGGAGUUCGACUGUCAGUCCAAUGAUUUGACUAACGGCGUCAUCAAUAUGAGCUUCAUGCUGCUCUUCCGUGACUUAAUUCGUCUGUUUGCCUGCUAUAAUGAUGGCAUUAUCAAUCUACUGGAGAAAUACUUUGACAUGAACAAGAAGCAUGCACGCGAUGCUCUAGACUUGUACAAAAAGUUUUUGGUUCGCAUGGAUCGUGUGGGGGAAUUCCUAAAAGUGGCCGAGAAUGUUGGCAUUGAUAAGGGCGAUAUACCCGAUUUGACAAAGGCGCCCAGCUCCCUGCUGGAUGCCUUGGAGCAGCAUUUGGCCACGUUGGAGGGUCGCAAGGUCUCUGCGGCCAAUACACCCACACAAUCGUCGAGCUAUCAACGCACAAAUGUUAAAUCCGCUGUCUCUGCACUCUCUUCAACUAGCUCGGCAUUUGGCACUGCGGCAGCGUCUAGUAAAUUUGAUACCUCCAAUGGCAUUGACGAGCAGCUGAAGGCCCAGGUGCUGGCUGAGGAGGAGGCCGCCAUGAAUCAGUACAAAUCCAAGGUAUCGUCGCCCACUAGCAGCGGUGCUGGUGGUGCUAGCGCUGCACUAACAAAUCCAUUCCUAUCGUCACCGCCAGCCGCCCAGGCUGGUCAGCCGAUAGUUGAUCUGUUUGGUGCCGCGUCGGCACAGCCCGCUGCUGCUGCAGCAGCAUCUGGCGCUUCACAGGCGCUUGCCACAAAGGCGUCCGACGACUUGCUGCAGCUGGGCAAUCCGUUUGCCGACAUGUUCGAGGCCAGCGGCAACAGUGUGGCAGGUGCCACAGCCGGAGCAACAGGUGCUGCACUCAAUGCCAAUAAUUUAUGGAUGCAUAAUAACGGUUUCAAUGGCUCUACAGUUUCCUCCGCUGCUGCUACAAAUGCAUUCGUUUCCGAUAGUAAUUUUACGUCCGUUUUCGGUAAUACGGAACCAACAGCCGCGUCGUCAGCACCGUUGCCAAAUCCCUUUUUCGAUGAUGCUAUCGCCUAUGGCCAACUUGGAGAGCCACAGUAUCAGCCACAACAACAGCAACAGCAGGCCGUAUUAUUUUAUAUGCAACAACAGCAACAACAACAGCGGCUGCAACAGCAGCAGCAGCAGCAACAACUGCAACAGCAGCAAGAGCUGGCUUUAUUAACGACCUCCACGAUGUCUCCAUUCCCCACAGGCUUUGAUGCUUUGGGCGAUGUUCUGAAACCGGCCACAGCCAACAGCAAUCAAAUGAAUGUUGUCGCCGCAGGUGCCGCUUACCAGGGCUUCAAUGCCAGCAGUCCGGCCCUAACAUUACAACAGCAACAGCAAAUGAAUACACAACAGCAGCAGCUACUCAUACAGCAACAGCAACUGCAGCAGCAACAGCACCAACAACAACAGCAACAACAACCAACUGGCACUGGCAAGAUAAUAACGGGCGACCUGGAUAGUUCACUAAUGUCCCUAGUUGAUAAUUUAAAUAUAAAUAAAACAGCGAGUGCAAAACCCGUGCAAUGGAAUUCACCUAAAAAUACAGCGAAACCAGGUGCUAAUUGGACACCUCAACCAAUGGCGGCUACAACUGGUGCUGGCUAUCGUCCAAUGGCACAUGGCAUGACCGUAAGUCCUGCGCCAAUCACAAUCAAUCAUCCGUAUAUACAUGCUAGUUAUCCUGUUAUGCCAAAUUAUAUGCAGGGCAUGCCGGUGAUGGGGCAGCAGCCGAGUAUGCUGCCACAAGCAGCCCCUUUGACUGGGGGGCAGCCGACGAUGAUGGGCGUGGCGCACAGUAAUGCGACGGUGCCAGCAGCGACAGGGAUCAUGCAACCCACGCAGGCGACGCAGAAUGGAGGCAAUAAAAAUGUACCACUCGAUCCGUUUGGGGCGUUAUAAGGCGCCACCUGAACACACACACA
Messenger RNA from Drosophila navojoa, 2885 nucleotides. It is a transcript of the gene lap, whose product is annotated as phosphatidylinositol-binding clathrin assembly protein lap. The record is from RefSeq and is a predicted model, not a curated record. Gene Ontology annotation, cellular component: synaptic vesicle; clathrin-coated vesicle; extrinsic component of presynaptic endocytic zone membrane. Gene Ontology annotation, biological process: clathrin-dependent endocytosis; synaptic vesicle budding from presynaptic endocytic zone membrane; clathrin coat assembly. Lineage: Eukaryota; Metazoa; Arthropoda; Insecta; Diptera; Drosophilidae. Gene Ontology annotation, molecular function: 1-phosphatidylinositol binding; clathrin heavy chain binding; phosphatidylinositol-4,5-bisphosphate binding.